Molecule: messenger RNA, 1452 nt
Organism: Aspergillus nomiae NRRL 13137
Lineage: Eukaryota; Fungi; Ascomycota; Eurotiomycetes; Eurotiales; Aspergillaceae
Product: FAD-binding oxidoreductase
Exons: 3
Coding region: 1-1452 (483 amino acids)
Molecular function (GO): FAD binding
Source: RefSeq, a predicted model, not a curated record
AUGGAACAGCUACCCUCCGCCGGGAACACCACCAACGGAAAUAUAGGAAAUUGUUGUCUAGCCCUAGCCUCUGUCCUGGGCAGCAAAGUCUCCUUCCCAAACACGCAGCCCUACAACGACUCCAUCAGCACCUAUUUCUCCCAACAAAACUGCAACCUGCACCCACUUUGCAUUGUGUCCCCAACAACAGCAGAGGAUGUCGCCACCGCCAUCAACACAAUAACCUCCACCCUCGAAACCACCAACUUCGCCAUCCGCUCCGGCGGCCACGCUCCCUUCACCGGCGCGUCUAACAUCGCAAACGGAAUCACCCUCGACCUCCGCGGCCUGGACAGCAUAACCGUGAGCUCCGACCGCACGACCGCCUCCAUCGGUGUCGGCGCAACCUGGGGCGAAGUCUACUCCCACCUCGACCCAUUAGGCCUCUCCGUCGCAGGCGGACGCGCAGCACAGGUGGGGGUGGGUGGCCUCACGACCGGCGGUGGGAUCUCGUAUUUCUCCCCGCGAUACGGCUGGACCUGCGACACCGUGACUAACUUCGAAGUUGUCCUCGCCAACGGCACGAUCGUCAAUGCCAACGAGCACGAGAACCCGGACCUGCUGAUUGCGCUGCGUGGCGGAUCGAGUAAUUUCGGGGUUGUCACGCGCAUAGACCUGAAGGCGUUCGAACAGGGCCCGAUCUGGGGAGGAAGCGUUUACAAUUCUAUCGAUACCUAUCAGCAGAAUCUCGAGGCGUUUGCGGAUGUGAACGCAGCGGAGGGGUACGAUGAGUUUGCGUCGCUGAUCACCAGCUUCGGGUAUUCGGCACAGGGCAAGGCUAUAGUGAAUAGUAUUGUGUAUACGAAGGCGGAGGAGAAUCCGGCGGUUUUUCGUCGGUUCAUGGAAAUCCCCAAGCUGUUUGGUACGGUCAGGAUUGCGGGUAUGCAUGAGAUUGUGACGGAGCAGGGGUCGUUCUCGAAGGUUGGGAAGCGGCAGAUGACUGUGGUUACCACUCAUGGUUCGACUCUGCCCAUGUUGGAGGCGGUUUAUCAGCGUUGGGAUGCUAGUCUUGCCGAUGUUGAUGCUAUUCCUGGUAUGGUGUGGGCGAUUUCUCUGGAGCCUUUGCCGCAGGCUAUCUAUGCCCGCAAUGCGUCUAAGAAUGCACUGGGUCUGGAUGAUGUGUCUGGUCCGCUGGUGGUGACGCUGCUCAGCGCAACUUGGGACAAUGAGUCGGACGAUGAGAAAGUGGAGAAAGCUGCUCGUGAGCUUUUCGAUAACAUCGAUAAUGACGCGCGCAAGUUGGGUCUCUACGAGCCUUUCGUAUACCUCAACUAUGCGGCACAAUGGCAGGAUCCAAUCUCCAGCUAUAAGAGCAAGAACGUUGAGCUUCUAAAACGCGUGAGUGAGGAAGUCGAUCCGAGAAGGAUGUUUCAGACGAUUGUACCUGGAGGAUUCAAACUACCGAAGCAUUGA